AUGGAUCCAUUUAGCUUGACUGCUGGAACACUUGGGAUCGCUGGAGCAGCGCUACAGAGCAUAAAUGCUUUAAUCCAUGACAUCAAGGCUAUCAGAGAUGCACCCGACGUAUUGGCAUCCCUCAAAUAUGAGCUAGCGGCCGUAGAGGCCAUUCUUCUGGCCUUGGACAGUGCACAAAAGACCUCUAAGCUUGACCACCUUACGGACGAUGCGAGACAAGCACUAAAGCUGGCUGUUACGAAUUGCCAAAAAGCGUCUGACAAUUUCGGUAUGAAGCUGGCACGAUGGACCAAGCGCUCGGAUGCAAAGAUGCGCGCUUGGGAACGUGUCCAUCUCGGCGUCUUUGCUGAAAGAUCUGUCGAGAAAUUAUGUCAGCAGCUCAACCGCUAUGAGUCCACUCUAAACAUAGCAAUAAGCACUGUUACCCUGCUGUCGGUCGCAGCAUCUGACACUACCUCCGAAGCGAUACAACGAGAGAUUUGUAUCAAGGAAACUGAGCUCACUCAAGAGAUCAUCGAGAUUAACAAUCAAAAGGCCGUGUCGGAAAAGGCCUUGCAGAGCAUCGCAGAAGGGCAGCUCUUAGAUGACCCUCAAUAUAGCACCGAAGCGAUUCAGCAACUCCAAGAUCAAGAUGCUGGACUAGAUAAUUCUCGAAAGCUACUAGAAGAGCUGCUCGCGGAGGUUUGCCACGUGAGCAUGGAGCAAACGAUCACAAAUGUUGACAUUAGUGACGGUGGAAAGCUCCUCGUCGGUCUAGUCAAUACCGAUGAUGAUAAUGGAGAGGUUCGUCAGGAAAUUCACAAUGUUAAAGCCACAAGCCAAGGCAAGGGGAUCGUGGGAAUGGCCAAAGGGUUCGAUGUUAAUGCGUUUUUCAAAAACUAG
Molecule: messenger RNA, 882 nt
Organism: Penicillium nucicola
Lineage: Eukaryota; Fungi; Ascomycota; Eurotiomycetes; Eurotiales; Aspergillaceae
Exons: 2
Coding region: 1-882 (293 amino acids)
Source: RefSeq, a predicted model, not a curated record